Entamoeba invadens IP1 is the source of this 2220-nucleotide messenger RNA. Its product is annotated as Rho/RAC guanine nucleotide exchange factor, putative. NCBI's taxonomy places the organism in Eukaryota, Evosea, Mastigamoebida, Endamoebidae. Gene Ontology annotation, molecular function: guanyl-nucleotide exchange factor activity. The record is from RefSeq and is a predicted model, not a curated record. The transcript has a single exon. Bases 1 to 2220 code for a protein of 739 amino acids.
AUGAGUGCCUACAUUGUCCUUGCAUCGUUUGCAGAGAAAAUUUCGUUUCCAGUUUCGUUGAUCAGUUCAGACAGAUUUAAACAGACCUCACUUUACUCCAUCCUCUCCAAAUACCAAAACAUUCUUGUGAACACAAACGUCGAGUACUUGGUUGGGUCUUAUGAGUUCAAGGAAAUCAAAAUCCUAGUGAAGUAUGCACAAAACUACCCCCUCACAUUUUGUUAUAACCAAACACCGAAACACAAAGUGUAUGAAAGAGCUGCAGUAUUGUUAAAACACGGUGUUCCAUUAAGUUGUGUCUUAUCGUACUUCCAAAUUGAUCAACAAAUCGACUUUUUAAAGGUUUUAUUUGUCUCAAUGAAUUCUAGUGUUCUUACACGUGUUGUUCAAAACACCCUUUCAGUGAAUGAACAAGCAAUAAUUCAUGACACUAUUCAACAACUUUUACUUGGAAAAGUCGACGACGAUUACAGAAGACAGAGCGUCAUCGAACAACUCCGUCUCUGGACAAAAGAUACUAAAGGACGUGUAGUUGGGUAUCUCAAGACCAAUUUUCUUGGAACAGUGCCAAUCAGAAAACACACCACGCGGAUCAAGUCGUACAGUUGUGGAUUAUCAUUGAAAAAAGAAGACCCCGUCGCCGACUCUUUCUUUCAAGAAGAAAAUGAAACAAAUGGAAGUGUUCAAAGUAUUACCUCUGCUCUUACACAUGAAGCUCGUCAAGAAGAGAACAUCAGUGAAAAGGAGAUAGAAAAGAAUUUUAAGAGGUAUUCUAUUGUUGAAAACGUUCAAGUGUUCGACGAGAAAAGAAAGAAGAGAAGAAGUUAUAGAGAGAAGGGUGUCAAUGUUUCAAAAGUCCUUUCAUUCUCUUCGGAGAGUAAAAAUGAGAAUAAGGAAACAAACUCCGACGAUAGCGUCAGUCACCCGGAGAAUGAGAGAACUUGUAUUGCAAGUGAUGAAAAUUUUCUAGGAAAAUUUUGUUGCAACGUGAGUGAACGAAAACGAGCAAGUAGUCUUUCCAUAAAGCGAAAUCUCUAUUUAGAAGACGGGACAAAAACGAGUCCUGAGAAGUCACCGAAGCAGAUGUUAUUCAGACAGACGUGUGAUUCGACUUUACAAGAUCAAGUGACGCAAUUCAGAAUAUGUCAAAUGCAAAGAGUGAUUCGUGGGUUUCUGACAAGACGCGUGUGCACAUUUAAAAUGAUUUCCAAGCGCAAGAAAGUGUUUAACGAGAUGGCUCAAACAGAAGAAACUCUCUACAAGACCAUGCAGUUGUUGGUAAAGUACUUCAAAAGGCCAUUAGAAACUAUGGCAUACACUUCCACUGAAAAGGGGGGUCGGCAAGAUAAUGAAAAGGGCUUAGAAAUCUUAGGGAUAACCGCCCCCACACAAGAGAAUGUUGAUCGGAUCUUUAACCCUUCUUUCCAAAGUGUCUGUGAAAACUGUUUAAUAGUGAAAGACAAAUUGAAUCGGUGUUUACACACUUUUAAAGCUGAGAGUAUGUGUGGGAAUUCACUGUUAGACUGUUUCACUCAUGUGAUACCAUUACUGCAAUAUACUAUACACUACAACUACUCUCUUAAAGUCUGGAAACAACUCUCUACAAAGAACCCACUUGUUAUCGAACUGGUCAAAACUAAUAAAAUGCAACAAGAAUUGGAACACCAAGUACUCGAACAAUUGUUGAUUCAACCAGUUCAACGUGUGAUGAGAUACCCUAUCUUAAUCUCUGAAUUAAUUAAAACUACACCAAACAAACACCCAGACAUCGUCGUAUUAAAUAAAGCUUAUAGAAAGUAUCACACGUUCUCUAAAGUAGUCGACGAACGCGCAACAGCACGAGACAACUUGUACGUGGAAUUUGAAAAAAGAAAUCUUCUGGAGUUCUUUACAUCUAACAGAGUCUUGUUUUUUAAAGGAGACGUCGACUUGGGUGAGAAAACAAGUGGCGUUGUAUUGAUAGUCAACGAUUUGAUUCUUGUCAUCAACGUACAAACCAAUAAAGUAUUUAAAACAUUUGAAAUUGAUGACCAAGUCAUAUCUUCACCUGAAAAGAAUACCGUCGUCAUCAAGAAUUUGUCAAGUUGCGCAGUCUUCAGAGCAUCUUUUAUCACCAAUGAAUACGCCGAAAAGUGUUCUAAAGUCAUUCAAAAGAUAGUGGACGAAAAAUGGUAUGUUCUUAACAACAUAAAUCCUCUCUUCUACAUAUCAAAGUACUAA